Molecule: messenger RNA, 7852 nt
Organism: Mesocricetus auratus (golden hamster)
Lineage: Eukaryota; Metazoa; Chordata; Mammalia; Rodentia; Cricetidae
Gene: Itprid1
Product: ITPR interacting domain containing 1
Exons: 15
Coding region: 289-3309 (1006 amino acids)
Molecular function (GO): signaling receptor binding
Source: RefSeq, a predicted model, not a curated record
UGGAUGGUGCUGGGGGUGGGGGAGAGCAGUUGUGUGGCAGGGUGAGCAGCUGGGAGACUGGUGAGCAGUUUCAGGAGGACUUGUGAGCAGCUGUGGAGUGGGCCCUGGUGAGCAGUGACUUUGGAGAAUCUUGCUUGUCCCCAGAACUCUGUUCCAGCUGGGAAGUGUGGAUGUGGCCUUAUUCUGAGCAAUGCCAAGUCAACUCCUGCUCUGACUGUCCACGGAGAGGAAACUCUUCUGCCAAAAAUCAGCAGGAAUUCUGCUUGGUCAGGUUGCAGAUUCACCCUCAUGAUGAUGGAGAAAUCACAAGGAUCUGACACCCCCAGAGCAGGUCUGGAAAAGAGCAAGAGAGGGAUCCUGAGGCAUACCAAGAGGGCAUGGACACCUCUGGAUGGGUAUCCACUUCCUGGCUCUGAGGAAGAAAGCACAGUGGCCGCUAAGCACAGGGAAGAAAAUUCCAAACAGGAGAGUAUCCAGCAGUGGCUGGACUCUGGAUUCUUUGUCUCAGUAAAUGAAAACUUCCAGCAAGCCGUCAACCAUUCUGCUUCUUUGCAUGAACAAGGAAUGGUUCAAAUGACUGUGAAAGACUACAUGAGAUCUCUGCACCAGUUUUCAGAGACACCUACCUUGUCCAGAGGGACUAGUUUCAACUCUUGCUAUUCCUCCACAGGUGUACCACAAAGCAUUCCUGAAUGGCUGCAAUUUUGGGAAAAAGAUCCAGUGGAGAUUCUCUUGGAUCUAGGGUUUGGUGCUGAUGAGCCAGAUAUCUGCACACAAAUCCCAGACAGAUUCCUUGGUUGCAGCUCGGCAGCCAGAGGAAUUAACAUCCGUGUCUUUCUUGAAGCACAGAAGCAGAGGAUGGACUUGGAGAACCCUGAUUUGUAUGGCCGGUUCCGACAGUUGGAAAUCCUGGAUCAUGUGACCAAUGCCUUCUCAUCCUUGUUGAAUGAUAUUAACACCCCCCAGAGCCAAAAUGAAAAGCAAGAUGGAAGACAGGAUGUGCAAAGUCCCACAUCACAUGGAGCUAAAGAGCAUCACAGAGGAAUGAGUCGAUUUAAAAGGAGAACUUCAAGACAGAACAGCAGUAGGGAUGGUAACCCAGCACUGUCAGAAGCAUUCAAGACAGAGGAUGAAAUCUCUAUUCUGCCAACCAAACAGUGGGAGAAUAGACUGGAAAGACAAGUGGCUUCCAUUAGCCAUUAUGGAAGAAGACAAGUACCUCCUUCAGUAGAGCAUAGUUCUGUCCAAGCCUGCAAUGACUUAUCCCCUUGUCUUCCUUCACAAACUCUUCAGGACAAGCAGCGGCCUUGCUCUUCCAUACUGGCAAAACAGUAUCCCCAUACCAGUGUGUCUGAGGGGCCAGGUAGGAGGAAAACAUGGAAGGAGAAAUGGAUUCACAUGGACAAACUCAAGAGCUUGUCUCACGUUGUGAGUAAAGGAGCAGACUCCUUUGAAAUGGAAGAGGUCCAAAGCUUUGAAGAAGACACUGGCAACCCUCUUAACCUGAUUUCAGGAAUUGUAGGCACCCGAAUGGGCAGAACAAACAGCUGCCAGUCAGAUAGCAGUGGGUUUUUGGAGGAGCUGCCAGAACCCCAUUCCCUCCAGGUGUCUUCCUUGCCAGGAAGCCACAGUCCUACUGAGUAUAGCAAACCAAGCGAUCAGAGUCAUAGCCCAGCAUCAUGGCAAGACUGUCAGCAAGAGUCCAGUGGCUCUACAUCCAAGAGCAUGGUGAGCUCAUCUUUGUCAAACCACGGUGGGAGUAUCUUGGAAGGAAACAUCUCAGGACCUGUGGAGGAGGAAGAGCUUCAACUUAAGAUCACUGAGAGGUCACCACAGCUAGUCAACCCACAUAUGACCCUCACCAAGACCAUGAUGAUGGGAGAACACCCAGGGAGUACUGUUGGAACUGUAGUCACUUCUACAUGUGAUAAUACAAUGGGGGUCAUGGUGACUCAUGUCACAGAAAAAGAAGACAGGUCUCUGAGACAUGAGGGUACUGGAAAAAUGCUGAUACAAGGGCAUCACAAUGAGUCACCAAGGUCAUCUGGGAUUGAUCAGGCUCCAGAAAUUUUCUGUUAUGUGGACUCUGGGGUCCCAGGAACAGAGGACAGCAGCAAGGUCUGCCCUGACAUCAAGCAAAGCUCAGUGGUGCCAGAGAGGCUAGCACAGCACUCUCAGAAGCACAGAGGAGCCAUGCCCUAUAAAGGUGACCUUGUUCAAAACUCUGAGAAGUCAGUUCCCCACCUUGAUAAGCCAUCUGGAGAUGCUCCCACUGCCUCAAACGCUGCCACAUCUUGGUCUGUGACAACCCAGAUGACCUGCAAUCUGGUGUCAGCUGUUCACGGUGUUGCAGACUUGGGAACCAACUAUAAAGGAACAGCUUUAGAAUGUAGUCCACGUGAGCCUGUUAAUACCACAGACCUAAGACUGCAGACAGAAAGAAAGCAGGUCAAUGAUGCUGCUGUUCAGACUUGUGCAUAUGAAUGCGAUCCCAGGCCCUCACAUAAUAAGGCCUCAAUUCAUAGCCCCUGGCUCCUCACCAAAUCCAUAUCUUUGGACACAGGUUUUCCUAGCACCUCUGCAACAGGACUCUGCCACUUCAUACCUGCCCACUGUUGUGCCUGCUGUCAUAACUGUUCCAAUUGCCAGAGGAGGAGGCAAAGCUCUGGUAUAGAACCCUCUCUUUGUAGGCAUUGCCUGUACUCACAUACAGAGGAUCCUGAAGCCCGAUUCAUGAAGACAUUGACAACCCUUCAGGACACUACCGUGAGGGACUUGUGUUCUUGCACAGUCUAUGAGAUGGAAGCCAUGAAGAUGGUGUGCCAGACUUUCCAGGAGUACUUAGAGGAAACUGAACAGCACUUCACGGGACAGCAGGCACUCUUUCCCAGGGACAUGUCAGAAGAGGAAAGGGAAGAAGCUGAGGACCUGAGGAGCUUACGAGAGGCCCUGAGGCAGCAGGUGGCAGAACUGGCAUUUCAGUUAGGAGACCGAGCCAGGCAAAUCAAAGAAGGGAUCCUACUGCAUUUAGACCAUCUCUCAGAGGAGCUUCCUGAACACUGUGCAAAUCUGCAACAGUGCAACUGGACAGACGAAAAGCAUGCCCAGAGUUCAUGGGUUCAAAGCCACACUGUGGCCCCUGAGUCUGUCCUUCCUGCCAGCAGUGGGAAACAGACACCCUGCCUGAGGUUGACUCAGCUGGCUGCCGUUGGUCACUCUGACCUUGAGAUCAGAUGUGGCAUGACUCUACCAUCACCAGCUAUGACAGAGUCAAGUCCAGGUCCUUCAUCAAGUAGUGCUGGAGAGUAAUCUCUGGUAAACCAGAGAGUUUGAUGACCUUCGUACAAAAUGAAAGGUCCCAGAACACCUGUAGCAAGGGAAUCCAAAUCCUAUGUACCCAUCUACUCUAUGCUUAAGCUUAGAGUAUUUUAAUAUUCAUUGAUUACAUAAUAAGGAGUCACUGGGUUUGUGCCUGUCUGGGGUAUAUUAUAGUCACCAAGUAGCAUAUGGCCUAAAGGAUAUGGCCUCUACCCUGAUAGAGCAUGUAUCCUAGCAGAGGAGAGUGAAUAUAAGCACAAAUAUGUAUCUGUAAUUAAAAUUCAAGAAAAAGACAGUGUGGCCUUGUUUUAUGAAAGAUGAGCAUCUGGGUCUGUUCAGGAACCUGGAAGGCAUAUUUAGAGGUGUGAAGUUGCUGAAGCUGGAAGCAACUGGGAGCAAGACAGAGUGUCUGUGCAUCAAGGGCUGGGUAAGGUGAGAGAAAAGAAACAAACAGCAAAUAAAAACCAUUUCCACACAGACAGUUCACGGAGGAAGCAUUGUGUGACAUGGGUGGGAAGUGCCCCUGGGACCUCGUCAGAGGGAGCUAUUAGGAAAGACCUGAAGGAAAGAAGAUGGAAACCCUGGAGAAUUCAGUUUCAAGAGACUGGAAAGCUGAAAAGUACAAAGUUCACGGACUGGGGUGUAGAAACACCUUUUGCCAACUGUGGUGGGUGACAGUGAGGACUUAAGUGAAGGCCCUCACUCCCUUCAGGUCAUGGUCAAGAGUCUAACAGCAUGAAUUCUUUCAAGUGCAACAGGAAGUCUCCAUAAGCGUUAAGCAUGAAUGCCAUAGGGUCCUAGCUUAUAUAAUCACAAAAAAGAUACUGCCAUGGAACCCAGAGAGAGGUGAGGCUUCUGGCUACAAGUCUAUUCCUACUUUUGUACCUCAAGUGAAAGCCAAAAGCUAUGCAAUUGAUUCCAUCCAGCUGUGGGAACAGCAAGGCUCCUACUACAGGGGAAAUGCAUGGAGGUGAAUCCAAACGCCAAAGGAUGACUCUCUGGAAUGAGGAAUAGAUGAAAAAUGAAAUAGUUAGAAACAGCAUGCUGGGAGCUCCCGAGGGAAGCUUCUUAUUUGUAUGAGAGAAUGAGCAAUCAGAGGAUGCUUUCUAGCUAGGAACCUAAGACAAGGUCCUUUGGACACUGUCCACUAGCCUGUUUCAUUCUUUAUCUUCCUGCUUUGGUUGCUAUGACUUAAGCAAGGCUCUGAUUCCCAGGGACCAUCCACCGUCUUCCGCACUUUAUCACCCAAGAAUGUGAACAUCUCCAUCCACACAUUUUCCUCAGCACGUUCAUGCAGAAUAAAUCCCCAGUGCCAGUCCCUUCUAAAGCCCCAGUCUUCCGUCCUGUUGGCACACACACUCAGAAGUCAUCUGCCUUGUCUCAUUGUGUCCUUUACUGGCACCUCAGUUAUCAGUCACUGCAUCACGGCCGUGUUUGUCAUGAUGUGGCUUCCAGAGUUCCUCAUAACCUGGUAAUACCACAAUGCAUGGAAACUCUAACAAGGCUUGAGCUUUUUUUCUGUGAGCUGUCUUGGCAACUGGCAAACUGUCUUUGCCAGAUGCCAACAGGGACCUGUUUCCUUGCAUCAGGGAGAGAACCUAAGAAAUAACAUGUGAGAGACUGAGUCAUCCCGAGACUAUGAUCCCAGAGCAGUCUACUGCUGAAAGGUUUCCCCAGCCUGGAAUCACUACACCCUUUUCUUUCUACUGCUGCCUUAACCUUCUUAGUCCACAUCCCCCUCUGGUUCCCACAUCAUGAUGCAGCUUCCAGCACCAAACUGACUCCUAAUUGCUUCUGUACAUCCUAAGUGUCUUUCUUUUCUAUACGUUUCAACAUUCUUCAUGGUUCAAACCUGCAGCAUUUGAAUCAAUGUUUCCUGAAUGUUUCUUCACUGGACUGCUACUACCUCUGCAGCCAACUAACUUAUGGCCUACUUUCUUCUUAUGUCAAUCUGAAAUGCUGGUCCCCUGAACAACCUUAUAUAUUCCUACAUUCCAUUACAUCAUAGGUUCUAUAUGCACUAAUUCAACUGAUAACAGUUCAGUGAUAUUCAGAACACAAUCACAUAUGCUUUAUAGAUAUUGUUCUUGCAAUCUAUAGAUAUUGUUUUGUAACAUAUACAUUCUUUUAUUAGGCAUUACAAGUAAUCUAUGGAUGAUUUAAAGUGUUCAAAGUAUGCAGAUGUGUGUGUUCCUUGCAAACACUGAAUUGCUUAACAUAAAGGAGUUAACUGAAUAAAUGGAGUAAAUUCAUUGCAGUAAUUAACACAGUAUCCCUCAGAGAGCAAAUGCUCAAUAUAUGUUGACUAGUAUUGAUGCAAAGACCAACACAUCAGGAGGUCCAAUGUGAUUAUUGCCUGCAUUCUGUUGAGAAGGACUCUGUGAACAAAGCAGCUUACACUGGAAGAAUAGUAACAAAUCCCUGAGGAAUGGAUAUGCAGAAUAAAGUGGUACUCUCAAGAGACAGGGAAGAUGAUGAUCUCACCUCAGAAGCAGCACCAUCUCAAGCUGUAGGAGGAGCUAAGCUUGCACUUAAAAGGAAUUUGUGGAUGGAUCUUUGCAACCAUCAGGCAGAUUACUUUAGAUGUGAAGGAGACAGAGACCCACUGCUUGAAUGAAGUAUGGUAAAUGGAAUUCCCAAAGAGGUCUGCAUAGUCAGUGGCAGACCCCCAUCUCUCUAACAAGGAAGAUAAAAGGGAGAAAAUGGGGGAAAGGCUUCUAUGCCCCACCCACAACCUUUGCUGUCUUCAAUGAGUGAUGGGAUGGUUGCCAAGUAUCACCUGGAAUUCCAGUUCUCUGGCCUUCAGACUCAGACUGAUUGUAAUCACUGACUCUCUGGUUUAUGGGAUAAGUGUCUCAUCUCCAGUUGGCUCUGUUUUUCUGGAGUGCUCUGAUAGUGAGGGAGAGCUCAACGAUCAAAAGCUUGACUUGCAAAAAGGUAUGCUCAGAUCUGGGCUUGCUAAUAAGAAGGAAUUGAACUCUGGCAAUGAACCCAAGGUUUGAUCCAAUUUCACCACUAAUUACUUGUAAUUAAUAAACUAAGCUCCAUUGAUCUCAAGGUCAUUACCAAUAGAUGAUGCUUAUUCAGUCCUUUAGCUGAAACUUAGAAUGUUGCCAAGGCUCAAUAAGUAAAUAUAGUAUCUGUUCUUAGCAGGGUGAUGAGAGUUUAGAGUAGAUGCCAUAGAUGCCAUUGGUUGACCAUCCUGUCCUCAGCUGAACGCUGCACCAAGUAUUUUAAAUGUCUUGUCACAUAUCUCCACCACAAAAUUCCAGAGUAGAAACUCACCUAUACAUAACACACACGCACACACACACACACACACAUACACACACACACACAUACACACACAUCAAAACUAAACUGUCAGAGCUUUGGAAGCUAGUAGGAUUAAGCCAACACUGAUUCACUGAUUUUCUAGAACAAAAUUUAUUUUCAAGACUGUCAAGCCUUGGACUUGUGUGGAGUUCACUAAUGGGCCUAACUCAACCAUAGUAAAUUUAUUUGGGGCUGCAUUCUGCAUUGAGUUUGGCAGAAAUAUUCCUUCAGGAAAAUACUUACCACUUAGAAAAGCUUGAAAAUUUUUACAUACUGACCACAUUUGACUUUUGUAAUCAGACAGGUUCUGUGGCUUUCAUGUAACAUGUUUUCCACUACAUAUAAAUUCUUUUGUACCUAUCAUUUUAGUAACUUGUAGAUCAUAACUGCUGUCACAUUGUCAAGAUAAUAACAAGAACCCCUUUGCUUUCCUGAGUGACGCCAACAUCUUUCGCUUUUUCUCUUAUAUGUUGAUCUUGUCCCAGUUAACUCUUGAGAUCUUAGAUCAUAUAGUUAUAAAUAGAAAUAAAAAUAGAGAAAACCAUUGCUGUAACACCUUUAGGAAUUCAGGAAGAAGAUAACACACACACACACACACACACACACACACAAUCCUUUACAUGAAGCUGAAGCCAUUUUGUUUAAAUAAAAAAGAAGGAAAGAGUAAACAGACUUCAGAUUUAGAAAUUUGACAGUGAACAAUGUGGCCUCUUCUGUGUCAUAUUCCUGGGAUCUUCCUUGUAUGGAUUUGCCUCCUCCUGAUUUCAGGGUUCAAAGCCAAAGCCUUGGUUAGAGGGGCUAAUUUCAGAAAGAACAGUUGGAAUUCAAGUCACAUAUUUUCUUUUGCCUUGUUAUGCACAAGUGAAGACCCAAGUUGCAUGAUGGAGACAAAGAAAAUAGCCUUGAAGAUUGUCUUGAUCCAUAACUUAUACAAAAACCAUGAGGGUUUGUGUAAAGAAAUUCAUGUUUUAGUGCACAGAAAAAUAUUCUUCAGGAGCAUGUCUCACAAGGUUUUGUGUAUUGAACAUAUCUUUCUUAGUUCUGUUUUUUUUCUAUAGAGUGAACCUUAGUUUUGUUAAAAAGAAAAUAAUUUUGCUAACGCUGAAAAGCAAAGCCAAAAAAUCUAAUGACAAGAAAAUUUGUCUGGAAUUACUCGUUCUUUGUUGAAGAAGUAAUUGGUUCCUUUGAAAUGAAAUCGAAUAAAUAGGACAUUUAUAAA